AUGCCACCCACAGAACACACACAGCAGCUGGACCUCAAGUCUUUGGAGGAUGCCAUUGCCCGUUUGAGACUGGACAUAAACCAAUACAUGGACCUCUCCCCGGAAGUACCUUUCAUGCAGCCUAUGCCGCCAAAGGAAGGUUCGGGGAAGCCUACACUCAGUCCCUUGGAAGAUGCCUUGUUGCAUCUGACGUUGAACUGGCCAAACGCAUAUGGGAAGCUCUAUCUAGAAAUAGCUCUUCUGCAAGCCCUCAAAGAAUCGCGCCUCGACAUCGUUGAGGAACUCAUGGAAAAGGCUAUUCGCGCGAAACUCUGGGACGGUGACGAACAGACAUCACUAUUACAGGCAACCGAGCUAGGGUUUGAGGAGAUAGUAGCAAGCCGUUUACAAAAGGACGUUUCAAUGAACAAACAGGAUGUGAAGGGAGAAACACUGCUUUUCCGGGCUUCUCUCGCGGGAAACGUCAAGAUCAUGUCGCUUUUACUUGCUAGUGGAGCAGAUAUUGAGUUGGCCGAUGAGGAGGGAUGGACUCCUCUGAUGGUCGCGGCCGAACGGGGCCAUGACGAAGCUGUGGCUCUGCUGCUGAAGCACGGAGCUGACCCAAAUGCGAGGGAUCACAAUGAGUUUACGGCGCUUCUACAUGCGGCUAUGAUUGGAUAUCUCGGCAUCGUACAACGCCUUCUCGAUGCCGGGGCAGAUCCGAAUGCACAAGACGAGGCGGAGAGCUUGACUGCGAUAAGUUGGGCAGCGGAGAGUGGCCGUACAGAUGUUGUGAAGCUGCUGCUUAAGCGAGGAGCGGAUCCAAACUUGGAUGAUCGCGUUCUUCUCUGUGCGAUGAGUGGGUGUGAACCAGACGAUAUAGAGGAUAGCGAUGUACUGAUAGAAUUGCUCAUCAAGCACGGCGCGGAUGUGUUCAUGGAUGGCUGGUCAGAUGAGCGACCCCUUGUCAUCGCUGCCAGACAAGGUCGUUGCAAUACUGUCAACAUGUUUUUGGAGGCAAGUUACUCGUCCAGGAGUGUCCGGCAAGAGCAUAUAUGGAAUGCCAUUACAGUCGCUGCUGAGGAAGAGGAGGGUGUCAUUCUGGCGAGCUUGAUGAAGCAUUAUGAUAUGAAUGAGACAGAGAAGCAGAGAAAGUGGGAAUGGGUACAAAAGUCUCAGUUUGGUGACUCGUUGGAGCUGUUGAGACCUUACUUUGAACCUGACGCAACGAGCGAACAUGGCGGCAACUAG
Messenger RNA from Fusarium tjaetaba, 1230 nucleotides. Its product is annotated as ankyrin repeat domain protein. The coding region runs from base 1 to 1230 and encodes 409 amino acids. Gene Ontology annotation, molecular function: protein binding. The record is from RefSeq and is a predicted model, not a curated record. The transcript has a single exon. NCBI's taxonomy places the organism in Eukaryota, Fungi, Ascomycota, Sordariomycetes, Hypocreales, Nectriaceae.